AUGGGUGCCUACAAAUACUUGGAAGAAUUACAAAGAAAGAAGCAGUCUGAUGUUAUGCGUUUCUUGUAUCGUGUUAGAUGCUGGGAAUACAGACAAAGAACUGUUAUCCACAGAGCUUCAAGACCGUCUAGACCUGACAAGGCUAGAAGAUUAGGUUACAAAGCCAAGCAAGGUUUUGUUAUCUACAGAAUUAGAGUCAGAAGAGGUGGUAGAAAGAAGCCUGUUCCAAAGGGUGCUACAUACGGUAAACCAACCAAUCAAGGUGUUAACCAAUUGAAAUACCAAAAGUCAUUGAAGUCUACUGCAGAAGAGAGAGUUGGCCGUCGUGCUGCUAACUUGAGAGUUUUGAACUCUUACUGGAUCAACCAGGACUCUACCUAUAAGUACUUCGAAGUUAUCUUAGUUGAUCCUUCUCACAAAGCUAUUAGAAGAGAUGCUAGGUACAACUGGAUCGCUAACCCUGUUCACAAACACAGAGAAGCAAGAGGAUUGACUGCUGCUGGUAAGAAGUCCAGAGGUAUCAACAAGGGUCACUUAUACCACAAUACCCAAGCCGGUCGUCAUCACACCUGGAAGAAACACAAUACUUUAUCUUUGUGGAGAUACAGAAAGUAA
Priceomyces carsonii is the source of this 615-nucleotide messenger RNA. It is a transcript of the gene RPL15A, whose product is annotated as 60S ribosomal protein eL15. Gene Ontology annotation, molecular function: RNA binding; structural constituent of ribosome. Gene Ontology annotation, cellular component: ribosome; cytosolic large ribosomal subunit. The transcript has a single exon. Gene Ontology annotation, biological process: cytoplasmic translation. The coding region runs from base 1 to 615 and encodes 204 amino acids. Lineage: Eukaryota; Fungi; Ascomycota; Pichiomycetes; Serinales; Debaryomycetaceae. The record is from RefSeq and is a predicted model, not a curated record.